AUGCACUUCUCAUUGCUGGUGUCGGCCUUGGCUCUGUUGCCCCGAACUUUGGCGACUUCGACCUUGGCCUACUGCUCGACUGAAAACACUGGAUCUUCCGGUAACUCAUCAACGAGUACCUAUCAAUCCAACGGCCUCUGUGAGGGAACCUGUGCCGAUUACGCCUUCGGUAUUCUCCAAGGAAAGGUCUGUUGGUGCUCGAACGUGGUACCGGCCUCUGAUACUCAAGAGAAAGCUACGAAGUGUGAUACGGGAUGCCCUGGUUAUCCCUCUGAUAGCUGUGGUAGUGCUGCCAAGGGAGUGUACGCCUAUGUCGCCAUUGAUGGAAACAGCCCUACCAGCACCGCGAGCGGCAGCGACAGCACUUCAUCAACGUCUUCGGGGACUACUACAAGCACAUCGUCAAGCACCCACUCGAUUUCCACUGUACUACCAUCAACCCCCAACGGCUCGACUAGCGGUUCCACCACCACGACUGCAGCCAGUGUCGCCUACACAACCUCCUCGAACGGCGAAGUCAAGACAAUCACUGUGUCUGGCUCGAGUGCCACCUCUGGCGCGGAUGGGAGCACAGUCGCCACGACUAGCGAUAAGAGCUCCGGCCUGAGUGGUGGAUCGAUUGCAGGAAUUGUUGUCGGCGUCAUCGGAGGUCUCGCCCUGGUGGGCGCGCUUGUCUUCCUCGUCUUCUUCUACCGCAAGCGUGCUCGCUCAUCCAGCCCCGUCCCAAGCCAGGAUAUGGCCGACCGAACUAGCCAGAGCUCGAGCUGGUCUCGUGGAGUCUUCCCUGGUGGUGCCGGUGGAUCUGACCUUGGACGCAAGGCGACUUUCACCGAUAACCGUAUGAAGACCAACACCGCUAUUUAUCCAAAUGGAGCUCGGGAUAGCAGUGUCUCGCUGCAGGACAACGAAGACUACUCACGACCUGUCCUUCGCCUCACCAACCCGGACUAA
Penicillium longicatenatum is the source of this 951-nucleotide messenger RNA. Its product is annotated as Carbohydrate-binding WSC subgroup. The transcript is spliced from 5 exons. NCBI's taxonomy places the organism in Eukaryota, Fungi, Ascomycota, Eurotiomycetes, Eurotiales, Aspergillaceae. The record is from RefSeq and is a predicted model, not a curated record. Bases 1 to 951 code for a protein of 316 amino acids.